Molecule: messenger RNA, 8324 nt
Organism: Hermetia illucens (black soldier fly)
Lineage: Eukaryota; Metazoa; Arthropoda; Insecta; Diptera; Stratiomyidae
Gene: Sik3
Exons: 11
Coding region: 1119-5189 (1356 amino acids)
Biological process (GO): microtubule cytoskeleton organization; intracellular signal transduction; protein phosphorylation
Cellular component (GO): cytoplasm
Molecular function (GO): tau-protein kinase activity; ATP binding; protein serine/threonine kinase activity
Source: RefSeq, a predicted model, not a curated record
UGCCGCCAUCUGCAUUCGAUUGUCUGCUCGUCGGUGUCGUGAAUGUCGUCGUCAAUCAGUGGAAAAAGAACUUUGCGAUAAAAGACAGUAAAGGCGCAGCCGAGAAUCGAAAUUACGAACAAAUUGCUUGUUAUGAUAAAAACGCGAACGUGUUCCCAAAUCUCUGAAAUUGCGACGACCGCGCUCAGUACCAUUAUCAGUCGCCGUGUAGCUGUCGCGAAACGAAAUCGAAGAAACCUCGAAAACAUUCCGUGGAAAGCUGCAGUCCGGCUGCACGUACGUUUUCCCGAGUUGCGAAUUGGAUUUUCGCACAGUCCAAUUGGUAGCCGCCGUCGCCAGCCUUGCGAGGGCCCGAAAGUACGCAGUUCUCGCCCUGCCAUUGAUUACGAUUUCCCAAUGACUUGUCGCCGUCAACGACGUCGUGAGUGAGUGAAUUAGUGGCCUCGUUCGAAGGAGUUGAUUGCGUGCGUGCGUGCCCCCAAAAUGUCGUCUCCGAGAAAGAUCCUUGGCAUGCUUGACGUGGUGCGAAAAUAACGCGCGGUGGACGCAGAACGGCUAUCGGAAAUCCAAGUGGCUGCCGCAGAACCAGCCCGAGAUAAGCGACCAGCAAGCCCCGUGCGGAUUAGCCUCCGGUUGAAGAGCCCCGGAAGCGUCUCAGUUCCAGUUGUGCUCCGCGAAAAGAAAGAAUCUCGCAAGGAACCUUGUGUGUGUGCCCCAAUCGCGCGGCGUUUCUUGUGUAUCUGCUUGGUCUGGGCCGCCCUUCCAGCUCGGGUCCGGUUCCAUCAGCAGCAGCGUGUGUGCAAGGUCCCUUGAAUCCGCUUCGCGAAGCAAAAUAAGAAACCGCCAGCCGGAGCCGCGGACCUGUUUUGGUUAUUGCUUCCUCCGUGCGCCUCGGCGCGCCGAGCGAGUUCCGAAGGUCGCGGACCGAGCCGCGUGUGCUGAGUGCAAGCAUCCCCACCUGCCUUGAAAGUGCGUCAGAAAGGUCGUUCCCAUCUGCCCGCUCGCAUCUUGUUUGGCUGUGCGCCCGCGACCGUUCGCAAACCUCAGACGGCGGAGGUGCAUCGCCGCGCCAGCCCCGUGUCGUCCGAGUGCUCCGGAGUCCUUGAAACGUCAACGAAAUGGCUGAUAGCUUUAAGAUCCCCUCAAGUAAUAAAAUUCCAGUGGAUAAGCUCUACCGUGUCGGAUACUACGAGCUCGAGAAAACGAUCGGCAAAGGAAACUUCGCUGUGGUGAAGCUUGCAUCGAACAUUGUGACCAAAUCGAAGGUGGCCAUAAAAAUAAUCGACAAAACAUGCCUAAACGAAGAAUAUUUAGCGAAAACUUUUCGAGAGAUAUCCAUUCUCAAAAUUCUACGACAUCCGCACAUCACACGACUCUACGAAGUAAUGGAAUCACGAACUAUGAUAUAUUUGGUCACAGAGCUGGCAUCACAAGGUGAAAUUUUCGACCAUCUUGUGGAAAAGGGGCGAAUGAAAGAACAAGAAGCGGCACGGGUAUUUGCACAACUCAUAUCAGCCGUUGAAUACUGUCACUUGAAAGGCAUUGUACAUAGAGAUCUUAAGGCCGAAAAUAUUUUACUUGAUAGUGAUAUGAAUAUUAAGCUAGCUGAUUUCGGAUUCAGCAAUACUUAUGUGGAAGGAACUCCACUUAUGACAUGGUGCGGCUCGCCCCCAUACGCAGCACCUGAAGUAUUCCAAGGCCUCGAAUACGAUGGACCUAGAGCCGAUAUAUGGAGUUUAGGGGUAGUUUUAUAUGCUUUGGUUUGCGGAGCGUUACCAUUCGAUGGUACGACAUUACUCGAGCUUAAAUCGCGUGUUGUAACCGGAAAAUUUCGCAUUCCGUAUUUUAUGUCACAAGAUUGCGAGAAUUUAAUACGUCAUAUGUUAGUUGUUGAACCUGAACGUCGUUAUACGCUUAAACAAAUCGCUAAACAUCGAUGGAUGUCGGAAUGGUCGAAUGUGAUCGAUGACGCACGAGCGGCUACAAUGAACGAACCCACUAAUCUCGAUACUGUUGUUAUGGAACAUAUGCUCAAAUUGCCCGGAUUAACCGCUGAUAUGAUUGCACAAUCUGUACAUGAGGGACGAUUUGAUAAUAUAUAUGCAAUUUAUAAUCUUCUGGUAGACAAGUUACAAAAGAAGCGCAGAGAACAACAACGAAUACAGCAUCACGCCAGCUUAGCGUAUUCAAGAUCUCGCAAAACGAGUAUUACGACGGGAGUAGUGGAUCGAUCAGAACCAAUGAAGCAAGAGUCAAUUGAUCGCCUUAGCCCUUUAACAAACACAAGUGGACCAUUUCAAACGUUACCUGGAUGGACAGAUGUUUCGGUUGAUUUUGAAAAAUAUUUGGAAGUUGAAGGAGAAGCUGGACCAUCACGACAAAAUGAAUCAACUCCACAGACAUCUGGCCAACAUUUGACAUCACAAAAUCCUGCCAAUUGCUCUAAUCUUGGUAAUGCACGGCGACAUACGGUAGGCCCAGGUGAUGUCGCCCAUGAACAAGCUUUGGGCAAUCCAACAGUCGCAAUCAACUUCAAAGAAGAUGAGAAUAGCGGUCCACAUUUGCCAAUUAAUUUGCACAUGUUACAAAAUCAACCUUUACAUAAUCUUACAAUUAAAGAUCAACAUCUUCUCAAGCCGCCAAUGGUCAUGGGCGCAACCUCUGAUGCAGCUGGAUCAUUUGGGCGACGAGCAUCAGAUGGGGGAGCAAAUUUACAUAUUUAUUAUCCAUCUACAUCAUCUGGAACGAGUCAACAGCAUCCAGCGCAGCAGCAACCUAUGGAGGGUUAUUUCAAUAAUCCAGCGAGCACAAGUGAUGCUAACGGAGCCGGGGGUGCAAUGAAAAUGAAUGCAGUUGAAGUUAUAAAGAUGAGUGACGCUACAACAACAACACCUGGUGAGGCGAGCGAGGAAUCUAAUGAUGAGAUUCAGAGAUAUAUGCAUGGAAGAGGCUGUUCGAAACGGCACACUGUCGGCUGCACAGACGACUUAUCGCAGACACGAGCCAGUGGAGCCGAAGGUGGUUUAGACCAACAAUCUUCAACACAUUCCCCUGGACCGCAAUCGUCAGGCGGACGAACAAGAAGAACGGGUCUUCUUACGGUCAUGGAACGACCACCAGUCAUUAGCCCUGAACUUAUAAGAGAGGUAGAAGCACGUAUGAAUCGCAACUAUUUGCCACCUGCAUUGAAAAUGCAAAGCCCAGCAGGAGGGCAAUCCCAAAGUCCUCCUGCUUCGGCUCAAGCAACUUCCGCAUCAGCUAGCAGCAAUCGACGUUUUGGUAGUAGACCUUGCAAAUUACCUACAGUACAAGAAGUUGGUCGGUAUAGUCCCGUUAGAAGAGCAUCGGAAGGAUCACGAACACAGUUCCAGGGACCUCUUCAAGAAUGUCAGCACUUGCAAAAGGGUUUGGCGCAACGUAAUCUUCUUGUUACACCAAGUCCACCAUUAUUAGAUAAUUCAAUAAGUUUGCCAGGAUCUCCAAUUCACGGAAAACCGUCAAUAGAUUUUCGGACGGCCGGUCAAAAUAUUGAAAUUCCAGCGGAGGCUAUUAUGGGUCUGGUGCCAGGUCUAGAAAAACUUGUUUCAGAAAAUCGUAUAACAAUGGAAGCAGCCAAUAGUAUAAUGACGAAACGUAUCGUUCCAUUAGAAUUAGCCCAGCACUUAGGAUUAGUUGCACACUCUGGUCAUCAAAAUCCAUUGGAGAUAGGCCAAAUGUUCCAGCAGCACAGUUAUAGUGUGUCGCCAUUAACAAUGAACUAUAGCAAAUUUGGACAUAGCGGAAGUGGUUUCAACUCGCCAAAUCUAGCAAUAAACCAAGCGAGCUUAGGAGGCAUAUUUAGUGGAGCAAAUCUCGCAAACUACAGUCCUAAUUUGGCGGGAGUCGGAGUAGCAGGUGGCAGUAGCAAUAGUAGUGGUUGUCCAUCGCCAAUUUAUAAUUACAGUGGUUGCUCAUCCCCUAAUCCAUACAAUCUGUACGGGGCAGGUGGUGCUUCGCCUAUGCAUCAAAUAACAAAAGGUAUAAGUGGCUUGACAACGGGAGGUGGAGGCUCAAUUACCCGAGGGACAUCAGCUGCUAGCGAAAAUGCUUCGAAUCAACCGUUGGAUUUAACUAUGGAGGCAGCUUGUGCGGACACAGAUAAUAUGAGUAUACAAGGAAAUAGUGGCUGGUUCGUUCCUGCUUCAUAUUAUGACGUAAAACCGUUAAACUUGUCUCCAGCUCAACAAGUUCGAAUUGUUCCCACGCCGCCAGCUUCACCAAAUCUUUGCAUAAUUCAAGAGGAGAAUUCAAAUGGAAAUUUAGGUAUACAUCCGCCUACGAUGCCGUACAAUGCAUCCGCUAUGGGAGGAGAUGAAGCUUCGUAUCCCCUUUCUCACCCGCAAAUAUGUUUAACCGAUGUACAAGGUAGUGAAAUUACAUUAGUGGCGUUGUCAUCAGACAACAGUCGUGAUAGCGAUGAUUCACUAGAUAUGCAGUCAUCGAUGACGCUACAAGGUCUAGUAAUAACUGAACCAUCAAGUGAUAUGCCAUCAAUAACGCGAGGAGUAGGACGCAAGACAAGUCUCGAAAAUGAGGUUGCUACACGUUCUGAUGCCACCUCCUCCACUGAUGCCUAUAAUAGACGAGGUAGUGAUAAAUCUUUAGGUUUUAGUGAUGAUAGUCUAAGUAACGAUUCGAACAAUCUGUCACCGGGUCAAGAACCAUCCGCUGCAAGUUCCGGCUUUAAAAGUGGAAAUGAUUCUCACUCUGAAAUGGGUGACCAGACUGAAGCCCGCCUUACACCCGAUUCACUCUCGGAAAGCCGUCGAAUGUCCCUAGAUGAAUGCUUUGAAGUCCCUUUGCCAUAUGAAUGUUCAAAUUUGGAUUCAACUCGAAUUCUGGAGAUAAUCAAGCAAACGAUAGAUACAUGUUUGCCGCCAAAAUGUGUGGUGUUGAAUCGUGUCGAUGCGGAAAAUACAAGUACCGAUAUUCCAGGCGGUACGACGUCUGCGGCAUCCGGAGCUGAUGUUGAUGUUUCCAAUCUUAGUUUGGAGUAUUCCGGAGGCCUACAAAUUGAGCUGCAAGUCUGUGGAGGACGAAGUAAAGAUAAUCGUGGUGGAGGGAAGGGUAUCAAACUAAGGCGAAUAUCUGGCGACCAGUUCGAGUAUGGCAAAUUAUGUCAGCAAUUAAUUAGUACUUUAACGGUGUAGGUAGUAGCGAUCUUCAAAACAAAUUAGGAAUAGGAAUGAGAUUGUUACUCGUUUCCAGGGAUAGUUCGUUUGCAGAUUCAAUUCCCAAAGCUGUAGGGAUAAUGAUAAUUUUUUUCUCUUGCCGGCAAGCAUAGAAACGGUUUCAUUUGAACGACGAUUUUGUUAUUUCUACAGUCAGUAUUUAAGUUUGCACAUCUAUUUCGUCGAAAUUAUUAUGUGAAAUUCUGUUAAUGAGAUAAAUUUUAUUAUAUAAAUGUGCUUAUGCGGAGAAAGUUUUCCUACAUUUAUAUUUUAUUUUAUUUAUGUUAUUUUGCACCUGGUUUCGUUUUAGACGUUGAAUUUCAAUAGAGCUGAAGAUUUUAAAUUUGUAAUAUGAAUAAACACGCAUAUUAUAGGCUGUGGUUUUCGCCAGAUACAUAUUAUAUGUUACAUUUAAAGUAGUGAUAGGAAUUUACAACACCUAAUCAGAUCCCAAAAGCUGAGUCAGUGACGUAGUAUACAUCAACAAGAUAGCCCCACACUGUUCUCUCACUCACGACAAAUCCAAAGCAUACAUGCAUUAAACUACAGUAGCCCUUAGAUGGAUAAAACACACAUAAACAGAAGAAGCAGGCAUACAUGAAAAAACUGGCGUAAGAUUUUACACUUCUUGACUGACCAUAUUCACGUUUUUAGGAAGAAGUGAUAAACGUGGAAAAAAUAAAUGCAUACACUUUUAAAAUACUACACAAUAAAAUUCAUGAAACUUAGUCUAAACCUUAGUGAAAUUUAAUGAGAUUAGUGAAUAAGUAGAUAUAAAACAAUUAAAAGAAACAAAGCAACUCCAAUUAGUUAAUUAAAAUUAAUAGAAUAUAAAUACUACGUGAAAGCUAACUUAGGUAAACAAUGAUCCUUUCAAAUUACUACUGAGAAAGAAAUGUACAUUCUUCAGAUUCCAUAUGCAUAUAAUUUUAGUGAUGGAAGCGAUAUUUUCGUAUUCUAUUGGGAGGCGUGGAAACUAAACGGAACAUUAUCCUUAAAGUUUCCCCAAUAUUGCUACGUUAAUAUUGGGCAGAGGUGAAAAAUUCUAGCUUAGGCGUUUUGCAAAUAUUAUAUUCUAAGACUUUGUGUUUUAUGGGAAAAUGCAUACAUACGUCUCUUCGUUCUUUUAUACAAAACAAUUUUUUCACAAUAUCUCGAUGUUGUCCUCUUAAAAGAAAUAAAUCGGGAGAUUACUGAUAUUAGAAAGUCGUCAUAUAAUAUUGUGGUCUUCAAAAGCACAACAGUUGGUUAGUUACUUUACUAUUGUAAUUUGAGUAUUUCUCAAAGGGUUUUUAAAAUAAACACACUUUAAGUGUAAAGUAACCAAAGGGUGAAAAGAAACUGGACGAUAUGUCAGUAUUGGAUGUAUCAGCAAAUGUAUAAACAGAAAUUAGAUCUUAUUCAAAUUUACUCUUUCUGCCUUAAUCAAAUAAAUUCGACCAAGCAUAUAAAACAGAAAUAAAGUAAUAAUAUCCUAAGAAGGUGAAUAUUCUGACGUUUAUUGUCCGCAGCUAUAUUAAAUUUGGUGAGACUUCUUAGAAUGCAAAUGGAGCUUUAUUGCGGUAGAUAUGAUGUCUGCCAUACGGUUCGCAAAUAUUCAAUGUCGCACAAUAAAAUUCUAUUCGAUUCAAAAUUCAAUUAGCCAGCAUUUGUUUUAAUUCUUAAAAAAGAAUCUUUCUGUGUCCAACUAUCUUAGUAAAAUUUUGCAUAUGAUUUUGAACGCGAUAGAAAUGUAAAAUAUCGAAACUCCGCAAGCCCUGAUAGUACACCUAAUAUUCCAUCGAACCUCAAGUAAGUUUUAGUUUAUUCAAUUCUCGCUAAUGCAAAACGUUGUUCCAAGUUUGCUUUAUAUUCUGGAGAGGUCACGUGGAGCACAGCAUACAUUCUCUGUUCAAAAUUUAAGGAACUAUAUUCACCUUCAAAAAUCAAUUAUGAAAACUUAUGCACAAACCUAAUGAAGAUAAAAUUAAGAAAAGCAACCUCUAUUAAUCAAAAGCUAUCAUAAAUCCCCUCCAAAAUAAGUGAAAAUAAUCAGUAUGUAGUUUUAUAAAAGAAUUGUCUAAAUGAUGAGUAAUGAAUAUUUCGACAUACUCUAAACAUUCCACAACCUAACAUUUAGCAAAUUCGACAAAGUACUAAUGAAUGAUGUCAACACCGAAAAGUCUAUUUUCAAUAGCAACAAGCACUAUCGAGAGGAAUACGAACUCCGUAAGAUUUUUUUUCUUUUUAUUAGUUUUAGCAGAAUAUUUUUCUAGUUGUUGAUGAUUAUUUUUUUAUUUUUCAAAUAUAUUUGUACCUACAUUCUCUAUAUUUUUGCAAGGGAAUUAAAAACUAAUGGAACUAAUUUUACAUAUGAAUUGUAAACGAAAAUAUAACUGUAAUAGCAUUUUCUGCGAAAAUGGUCCUACAUUUAAAUAAAUCAUAUAUAUAUGUAUAUAUAAAAUUUGUAUCCAUAGAUUGAACAUAGCAAAUAGUUAUCAGUCUAAGUUGUUUUCAAUUUGAAGAAAAAAGUUCACACUCCUGCUGUUUUCAUAAACGGUUUAAAUAUCUUGUCAACAGAUAACAUUCGCUCGGAAAAGCUAUUACAUUCUUGCAUUCCACAGCUAAUGUUCGUGUAAAAAAAUGAUUCCCAAAACCAACAAUAUAAACGCGAACGAACAGAGUGCAAUUCGGAAAAGUGGAAUAACAAGAUGAAAUCUAAUUAAUUCAUAUUGUACCUAAACAAUUUAUUUAAACGAGACACAGAUACAAAGAUAGAAGAAAAGUAUCUUAUACGAAACCGAUAGCAUUAGAUGUUGUGCAAGAAAUCUUACACACUGAUUGCAAUUACGAUUACUGUUACAAUAAUGAAUCGCAUUUGUUACGUUAUUUCAUAUUAAUUUUUCUUUUCAUUUCAUUUUUUAAUUUGCAUUUCUUUAGUUCUUUCUAUCCUUCCUAUUAUCAUGAUGAGAAGAAAGCAAAAACAUAAAGUGAAUAAACAAAAUGAUGUAGUUUUAAAACUCAUAAAAAGACUGCUGUGAUUUAAAUGAAAAUAAAAUUCAAAAAUGUUAAAUGAUAAAUUAAUGUAUUUAAUAAUAAAAUGAAAGCGUCAAAACAAUAAGAGGUUUACCGUUU